GCUUUGUUCAGCCUUGUGUCAAGGCUUCGCUGAACUUCGCCGCAAGACAUUUCUUCUUGAGAAUAGGAUGUCUUGCAAUUAAUCUGUACUGCUCAAUUCCAUCUGCAAAGCUUCUCGUUCUUCUUUAUGAGCCCGAUGCUAAAUAAGUAUAAUAGCAUCUCAGCCCAAAACUCACUCAAUAGCCACAUCUAUUUACAAACUCCGCACAAUCUUCUCGACAACGCCCUGCGUCCCUACUUGACAGUACUUCUUCCACAAUCCCUUGGACACUCUGCUGGCGACCUCAAAUUCUGCCUGUCUUUAGAUGAUCAGAGGAUGCUAUAACUUUACCGAAUUCUCAACUGGUCUCCCUUCAUAGACGCGCCGCGAAGCUUAUAAGAAUUCUGAAAUUGUGGUGGAUUGGUAUCUACAGGUCCUGCAGUCGACAUUGACAAGAUGUAUCAUUUAGCAAAGGGAUUGUAUCGAUAUGCCACUAGUAAAGAGGAAUACUCCGUUCUCCUCCUCGGCCUUGACAAUGCUGGCAAGACUACUCUCCACACCCAAAUCAAAUCUCUAUAUUCCCCGCACAACCCCGCUCCCGCCGAUCCCUCACAGCUGAAAACAGUACCCACCGUCGGUCAAAAUGUCUCCACCAUCGACCUUCCAGAUAUGUAUCUGAAGAUUUGGGAUAUAGGAGGACAACAUUCUCUUCGAAAACUAUGGCAAUCUUACUAUACUAGUUGUCACGCCAUUGUCUUCAUAAUCGAUAGUACCGACAUUGGGUCUGGUGAUCUCGCUGAUCUGGACUCUGAUACUGGGGAUCAAGAUGUAGGGAGAUUGGAGGAGUGUAAAUUGGUAUUAGAAGAUGUGCUGAAAAGUGUGGAGACGGAAGGAGUUCCGGUACUGGUUUUAGCGAAUAAACAGGACAGGGAGGAUUGCGUGGAAGUUGUGAGGAUUAAAGAGGGUUUAGUGAAGAGGGUUUUUGAGGGAGAGGGAGGCGGUGCAAUUAGAGACAGUAGGGUUUUACCGAUUAGUGCUUUGGGUGGAACGGGGGUAAGGGAGGCGGUAGAGUGGGUGAGAAGUAGAGUUGUUUGGAAUAGGGAGGGGAGGCCACCUGUUAUGCGGUAGUUGAAGAGGGUAGAGGAAUGAAUAUCUGGAGAUCCAAGGGUCAAUAUGGGGUGGGACCAUCACGCGAUUUGGGGGGGAAUUGAAGGAGAUAUGAGAGUGGAACGAGUGAGCUUUGUGCUUCUAUUGCUUUCCAUGAUCCUGAUUCUCAUCUGCAGUUUCGAGAUUAUGAGUAUCCAGAUUUAUCAGACUUUCUUGAGAAGAGGUGGACAGAGAACAAAAAGCUUCGAAUAUACUCUGAAAGAUGGCCCAGAUUUAACGAAUGACUUUCGGGUAACAUACCAGGCUAGGGGGGAGGGACAGCAAGCGAAUUACAUUGAUGUUAAAUUAAGGAUAGCCAAGGAGUUUAACAGGCGUUUAUUUGUAGCUAACAAAUAGAAGAAGUAGAAAUGGGAGAGAGAAAGAGGUGCGGUCCAUCUUAUAACGCACCAACAACGAAAGAUUUCAAGAUAUUAUAAUUCAGUAUCCAUAUCAUCAAUAUUUAUAAGUGUCUGCAAUUUUCA
Botrytis cinerea B05.10 is the source of this 1607-nucleotide messenger RNA. RefSeq names its product Bcarl3 (gene Bcarl3). Gene Ontology annotation, biological process: Golgi to plasma membrane protein transport; protein localization to organelle; intracellular protein transport. Gene Ontology annotation, cellular component: Golgi apparatus. The record is from RefSeq and is a predicted model, not a curated record. Bases 436 to 1107 code for a protein of 223 amino acids. NCBI's taxonomy places the organism in Eukaryota, Fungi, Ascomycota, Leotiomycetes, Helotiales, Sclerotiniaceae. The transcript is spliced from 2 exons. Gene Ontology annotation, molecular function: GTP binding; GTPase activity.